GGCGCCCCGUGGGCCCGCCGCCCUUUUCCUCCCCAGCGGCGCAAGGUGCUGUGUCCUUCAGUUGAAGCUAAGGCCGUCUCACCCCGGCGACUAGCACCGCGCCCCGCCAUGGCCUCCGUCUCCGAGCUCGCCUGCAUCUACUCCGCCCUCAUCCUGCAUGAUGACGAGGUCACCGUCACGGAGGACAAGAUCAACGCGCUCAUCAAGGCGGCUGGAGUGAACGUGGAGCCGUUCUGGCCCGGCCUCUUCGCGAAGGCUCUGGCCAACAUUGACAUCGGGAGCCUCAUCUGCAACGUGGGUGCGGGCGGCGGCGGGGCCCCGGCUGCGGCUGCUCCUGCUGGUGGUGCUGCCCCGGCAGGCGGUGCUGCCCCAGCCGAGGAGAAGAAAGAAGAGGAAAAGAAAGAAGAAUCAGAGGAAUCUGAUGACGACAUGGGCUUUGGUCUUUUUGACUAAAAAGUUUUGUACCCAUCUGUAAUAAAGAACUUUUCAAUGUA
Molecule: messenger RNA, 494 nt
Organism: Calidris pugnax (ruff)
Lineage: Eukaryota; Metazoa; Chordata; Aves; Charadriiformes; Scolopacidae
Gene: RPLP1
Product: ribosomal protein, large, P1
Exons: 4
Coding region: 109-453 (114 amino acids)
Biological process (GO): translational elongation; cytoplasmic translation
Cellular component (GO): ribosome; cytosolic large ribosomal subunit
Molecular function (GO): structural constituent of ribosome; ribonucleoprotein complex binding; protein kinase activator activity
Source: RefSeq, a predicted model, not a curated record